AAAGUUUCGUUUUGAGUUUUUCUUCUCAGCCGCUGUGUUUGCACUUUGAUUUUGUAAAAUUUACUCUAAUUUGUUAUGAGCGGCAGGUUUUAUGUGUUAUUAAGUUAAUGAGAAGACUCGUUGUACCCUUUUAGACCAUUUAACUUACUUAUAACUAGUGUUUUCUUCAUUUAACCGUGAAGACAUCAAGCCCUAACUUAGAUUCUUAGAACGGUCCGGUUCUUUACUUUAUGUGAUAUUUUCACUGUAUUAAUAUCAGGUUAUUAUCGACCUGUCAAGUAGACAUUUUUUUCGUCAAACUGUCUUCACCAAUUCGCAAAAUAGGAGACGAAAAUCCGUUCAAGUUCUCUAGUUUUAUAACGAGUCUGCCACCUAUAGGUGGUAGAGCGAUGCCGCGCUGCAGUAAACGCACGCGCAGCAGUGCGCCGGCCGCCGAUCUAGUGCCGGGCACCACUACUCUGGAAGAUCAUCAUCACCACAAACGCUCCCGCAACUCCAGCUCACGAAGACAUUCCAAAACUGAAGACACCAGUUUUAGCCCCAAGAAAUGUUUAACAUGGUUCAAAGAAUACACAACAGUCUCAGAGCCAGAUGUAUUAGGACCUGAAGGCAUGGAAAAGUUUUGCGAAGACUUACAUGUAGAUCCAGAAAAUGUUGUGAUGCUGGUCAUUGCAUACAAAAUGGGUGCCAAACAAAUGGGAUUUUUCACACAGGAAGAGUGGAUCAAAGGUCUCACAGAGCUGCAAUGUGACAGUGUGGUCAAACUGCAAAACAAAUUAGAAUAUUUACGCUGUUUACUCAACGACCCAUACAUAUUUAAGGCUGUAUACAGAUAUUCAUAUGAUUUUGCUAGGGACAAAGACCAGCGAUCACUGGACACGAGCACGGCGCGCGCGCUGCUCGGCGUGCUGCUGCCGCGCUGGCCUCUGCGCCCGCAGCUCACGGAGUUCCUGUCGCGCGAGCGGCGCUACCGCGUCGUGAACCGCGACCAGUGGUGCAACAUCCUGGAGUUCAGCCGCACCGUGGACGCGCAGCUCACCACCUACGACGCGGACGGCGCCUGGCCGGUGAUGCUGGACGAGUUCGUGGAGUGGCUGCGGGCGGAGCGCGCGGGCGGCGCCACCAUGCUGGCCAGCUGAGACACUGCUUCUGAACCUGUUGCGGUUUCGUCGCGCGAGUCUCGCCGCGUGUCCGUGUGAGGCGCCCGUCGGCGUGCGGCGACUCUCUGUGUCUAUUUCUCUACACUGUAUCAUAUAUGAUUUUUUCCACCUACAUUGUUAGUGUAUUCAUGUAACGAGUCCUUUGCGGCAUACUUCAUGUUAAGUUGUAGCCUCUAUAAGCAUAUAAUACUGCUGGGAUAUUUAAUCACAGAUUUAUAUUUAGCUAGACACCGAUUCUUGAUCCAUUAGUAAUGUAAUCCAACCGACUGUAUUUUUUGUGACUUUGUGAUUAUUAUCUGAUAUCCAAAAGUAGAAAAAGCAUUUAAAACGCCACAAUAGUUGACAGAAAAUCGAUCCUAACCUAACAUUUAGGAAUGAAAACCGGGUUUUCAUUGAUGCUCUGCUCCUAUCUGUUGUACCCUUCCUCAGUAAAUGGGAUAUACAAAAGAGUUUUUCAAUUUGAACCAGUAGUUUAUAAGGUUAGCACGUUUAACAGAACAAACGAACUUUUUACCUUUAUAAUACCUAUCAGAUAACAACACCUGGUUCAAUACAUAAAAUAUCUGUAGAAUAGUGUUUUUGUGGUAAAUCCUUAAUAUUUUCUUUAGAAAUCAAUUGAAUGUCAAUGUAGAUGAUGAUGAGGAUAAUUAAUAUUUUUGUUGGAAUUUUUGCAAACGCAAUAGAAGCACUAUCGAUGAAAUUGUUUUGGGGGUAGGUGUACGACAAGAUUUGCGGUAUCUAGCUAAAUAAAAGUCUGCGGAUAUCACUUCCUCAAAUGCUGAUGCUAAUUAAUGUAGUGCCGAAUUGGACUUCUUACCUGAAACAUAAUAUAAAUAUACUUAUAUGGUGUUCGCUCGACACGUUCUGAACCCGAUACUGGCCUAUAAGAAAAAAAUCCUCAAUAAUACAUGAAAAUUUUCAAAUAAAUACAAUUUUAAAAAUAAAUAAAAUUCAAUAUUAAUUUCAUUUUCAUCAGAUAUAAUUCAAUGAUUAUUAUUGUAUGUAUUGUAUAGACUUACGAGUAUAGUAAAGUCUUUAUAUGGUAACACAGAAAAGUUUUCAAUUUACAUAAAUAUAAAUCAAUUUAAUAUUUAUUUAGAAGUAAUUGUUUGAAUAAAAUGUUUAUUUUUUUCAAAAUAACUCAUUUGAAAUUUUAAAACAUGGAUGACUAGGAAAAAUAGGAGAAAGUUAAGUUAAAUAGUAAAAUUUUUAUUAUUUUGUUUAUUUUUUAUAAUUAUGUAACUUUCGAUGUUUAGUAAUAUUCUUAAAAGUUAGGCGGUUAAAGUGGUCAAAUAUUAUAUAAUUUUUUGACAUAAAAGUGUCAAAUACAUACGUCAUGUAAAAUAAUAGAAUUUGCUGUUAAAAAAUGUCUCUCAAUAUAACGACUUUCCUAAAAUGUAUAUUUUUAUCUGCCGAGAUUUGUUGCACUCCUUUCAGUAAAAUUUCUGAAAGCAUUCUGAGCCUAUGUUUUUUUUUUAAUUACAUCAAAAAUUAUAUUUUUUUUUUCAAAGAGUGUAUGUGAAUUUAUUUAUUACACCAUAACUUCAAAAUUUGAGUUCUAUGAGUUUAUUACUUUAUAGAACAUUUCAACUAAUUAUUUUAUUGUUUAAUAAUCAUUGUGGCUAUAAUAAAAAAAAUACUCGUUUUUGUAGCUAUUACAGUUUUUUUGUUUUAAUUUUCGUAUAUCUUGUAAGUGAUGAACAUUUUAUUUCGCAUUUUGUAUUCAACAUGCAUAUGCACGGGUUACAGUUUGAAUACAUGCAUGUUUGGGUUAAAUCCCACAGAUUGUAUUGUAUUAAUUGAAAAUGUAAUAAAUUUAUUAACACGACCAAACGAAGGUAUACGUAAUAAAAUAGAAUGAAAUAUAUUAAAUACAUUAUUAAGUAUUAUUAAACUCUGUAUUAAAUACAUUGUAAAUUAUUCAAUGCAUUUGCUCAGAAUAAUAUGCUUACUUCAGGUAUAUGUGCAAAAUACAAUAAAUAUAUAAAUAACAGCAUUUUUUAUUAAUAAUAAUUUUAUGCACCACCUUAUAUAAACUAAGACACAAAGGUCUAACUAUUUGGGUUCAGAAACGAUUACUUUAUGUGAAUAAUUAAUACACCACAUUGUAUUUUCCUUAAUUUUUGUAAAUCUUAUAUAUUGAAUAUCAUUAAAAAUUGUAUGCAAUCUAAUACUCUGAAUGUAAAGAUUAAUUAAUAUGUAAACCCUAUUACGGAACUGCAAUGCAAUUAAUGAGCGAUCGCAUUCAUACAAAAAAGGCGGGAUGGGACAAAAAAAGGGAUAAAAUAUAGCCUACUUACACAUAGUAGGCUAUAUUUUUAAUUUGAAUGGUGAAAGAGUUUAUUAGUUUUCGUAUUGAAUCGUGACAAAUUCUUUUUAUUGCAUUUGCACGUUUCGUAGAAGCCUUCGUUUGUACAUUGUCGAGGAAGCUAUUUUAACUUGAAUUUUCAAUUUAUCGUUAUGGUUUUCACUUUUUAUAUUAAAGCUCCCCGUGUGACCGAAGGCUUUAGGGUUGUUAAAACAAUUUUGUGUUUAGGUAAUUUAUUUUAAAGUAUCUUGCCCACCGAAUCCAUGUAAUAUAUUGGUCUGAUGAUACGCCGGGGACUAUCUUUGACGUAUCCUAGUUGACAUAUACGAAAUUGAGAUUCCAUGUAACAAAUGUCAUCCGGUGCUUACUGGUGGAUAUCAUACAGUAGGUAAAUGACAUUCUGUCUAAUGAUUUGAUGUUUAUUUUAAUAUGUGGAUAAUGAAGACCGUAAUAGUGAAUAGGCCAGCUAGACUAAUGUCUCUUGUCUAUUUAUUGUUAUCUGGAAGUUUCUAACUAAUUAUCACCAUUAUCUAAUACCAUUACCUGACGUUUCAAAAGUGCUUACAAACUAAGCCUGAUUGAAAUGUUGACUUUGACAUAAUAUCCUUUGGAAAAUACCAAUAAAAAUAAUUGUAGACUUGGACAAUAUGGAAACUUACCUACCAAAGCCUCCAUGGCCCCAAUCCCAUAGUUGCUGGACUUACCAAUGCUGAGACCUUAAACGCUACCCAUUACAAGUCCCGGUGUAUGAUUUUUUAAGUUAACGGUGGACUCAUGAGAAAUUUUUAUCUAUAAAAACAUUCGAAAUGGCGUCAAACCCAUUUUUAACAGUGAAUAAUUGAUUUAUUGUCAUCUUAAGAGUCCAUUAUUUACUGUUUAUAUUGUAUUUCUGUAAAACUAGUUUUUGUAAGAGUACCAACAUUAACAAAAUAUUGAAGAUUAGUGGUAUUUGAACGAUCGCCAUUUAGAAAUUUUUAAAAUGAUAUUGCAAUGCGACUGACAGAAAUAUAUCAAAAUGGCGACUGCUUUUCUUAGCCCAUCGCCAUCUUCACUUUUAAUUUGCUUUUAACCGCAAUAUUAACUAUUAUAAAAUUUAUUGUAAAUAAUAACUUGGAUUUCCAAUGUCUGCUUCCGUUUCAAUUGAUUUUUACUACAAAAGUGUAAUAAUAAAAUAAACAAAAUAAUAUAAAAAGCUGUCUUGGAAAAGGCUUUUUUGGUAACCAAAAAGGCUUUCUUUAAGACUUUCUAAAUAUCUCUCUGUUCUAAUUUAAGUAAAACAAUGUUUUUGUAAAAUUAUCAUUUUACGAACAGUGUUCUUUAUAAACUCAUCGACAUCAAAUAGACUAUUCAAAAUUGUUGUAACUAAACUGAAUUGAUAGUUCCUGUCAAUUUAGUUUUAAAUAUAUGUAUUGUGUAACCGAAUUAGAACCAAUAUAAUAUUAUCAGAAAACGAUCAACGCUCAGAAACUGUUGAGGACCUCGUAACUUUCUGGCUACUAUGUUCUAAAGAUAAAUAUUGAAUGGUGAUUGAUGAAUGAUUUUCUAUAAAUUUUUAGAGGAUUACAAAAAAUAUAUUAAUUUUUCUCUUGCUGAUUGUAAAAUGACAUAAGUGUUAUGACAUAAUUUUACACUCAGUGAGAUAUGUAUAAAAAGUUAUCAGAUGUUGCCAGUAUAAAUAAAAUGAAUACAUCCAAAUAUUGAAACGCCUGUCUGUUUAAAAAUUCAUUUUUAGGGUUCUGUAGUCAACAACAAACCUUUAUAGAUUCCCAGUGUGGAAUAUCGCUAUUGGUAUUUUUGUGGGUUUUUAGAGGAUUUAAGUGCUUAUUUAAUCUAUGAAACCCUACUCUGUAUAAUUUAUUUUAUAGAACAGUGGACGCUAAAACCUUUAACUACAGAUGUUCUAAAUCAAUGGCGUUUCAGUAUUCGGCCAUAAAAGUAGGAUAUCGAUACGAACUCGACUGAAAAGCUUUCUAUUUUAAGUGUCGCUUACUUCAGAGACUAAUUUGCAUUUUUUUUGUAAUAAUUUGUAGAGUUCCAAAGCCUGUUGGUUAGUAGGUACGUAUUGUCUAUGAAAAUAUUAUGUAGAUGGCGUCGAAUUGACAAAGUCGUGCUUUCUUUUUUCCAAUAUUUAUAAUUUAUUGUGAGGUUUGGAUGAAAAUAUUUACUUGCUUCGAUUAUUACAUUGAAUUACAUUCAAAAUUACACCUAUAAUUUAACGGAUUACAAUAUAUAUUGAUUGCACCCCAAUUUAUUGCGUCAAAUGGAGUACCGUAACUAAACUUAAUAUCAAUUAAAAAUCUUUAACGUGCUCGAAGCUGUGUAAAUUAAAAUAUGUAAUAGUCAAGAAUGGCAAAUAUUUUCAUCCAGUACCUACUUUGUUUCGAUUUUUCAUCAUUUUUACUGUUCUCUAAAUAUGUAUUUUCUAGAGAAUGAUGGACUUUUGAACUCUGCAACGCCGACGCUCUGAAUAAAGUUCCCAUAGACUAGGACUUCUAGUCUAACUCUAGGCUUAGGUGUAGAUAUGGUUUUUUAUAAGACAUGUAGGUAGUAUUUUCAAAUUCUCUAUGAUUGUAACGAAUACGGUAUGUUCUGUAAGAAUGCGGUAUAUACAAAAUUUAUCUCGAAAACAUUUUAGGCCCCCUUGUACCGAAUGUCAUUGCAAGAGAAAUAAAUCGUUGAUAAAAUUA
Bicyclus anynana (squinting bush brown) is the source of this 6155-nucleotide messenger RNA. It is a transcript of the gene SCCRO4, whose product is annotated as DCN1-like protein 5. Gene Ontology annotation, biological process: positive regulation of ubiquitin-protein transferase activity; protein neddylation. NCBI's taxonomy places the organism in Eukaryota, Metazoa, Arthropoda, Insecta, Lepidoptera, Nymphalidae. The transcript has 9 exons. Gene Ontology annotation, cellular component: ubiquitin ligase complex. The coding region runs from base 390 to 1139 and encodes 249 amino acids. The record is from RefSeq and is a predicted model, not a curated record. Gene Ontology annotation, molecular function: ubiquitin conjugating enzyme binding; ubiquitin-like protein binding; cullin family protein binding.